Messenger RNA from Tetranychus urticae (two-spotted spider mite), 2856 nucleotides. Its product is annotated as CUGBP Elav-like family member 1. Gene Ontology annotation, molecular function: RNA binding. NCBI's taxonomy places the organism in Eukaryota, Metazoa, Arthropoda, Arachnida, Trombidiformes, Tetranychidae. The record is from RefSeq and is a predicted model, not a curated record.
UUUAUUUUUUAUUUUGCAGCUUGUUAUUCAUAGUUUGGUUUUUUGUUAAAUUUGUUAAUUAAUUGUGUAAUUAAUUUAUUGUUAACUUUUUUAUGUAUUUAAUUUGUUUAAUGCUGUGGUAACUGUAACCUUUUCCACCGUGGAUUUUUACGAUUUGACUGUUUGUUUACUCUUUAUCUUCCUUCUGGAUCCUCCGUUUCUUUCAAAGUUUGAUCAGUUACAACAGUUAUGGGUGACUGUGAAAGCUGGUUGAGUGAUACUAUAAAGAACAGUAGCAGCAACAAGUGUGAUUUCAUCAGAGAAUCAAAACAACAUAAACUACAAUAUCAAACGUACGAAGAUCAAUACAAAUUUGUUCAAUUAUUAGGAGAAGAUAAAGAUUGGAAGCAACUGAAACCCGAAAAGAAGCAACUUGAGCAACUGUUUACAACAUAUUUCAACUUAUUUCCCUCCAUCACUCUUAUCAAAGAUAUUAUUUACUUUAUCCAAAUUAUCAACUUUAUCGAGAUUACCACCACUACCUGCAUUGUCAAUUUAUUCAAAUUACCUGUGUUCUCGUAACAUAUUCACCUAAACAGAAAAGAAAGAGAUUGAAAUUACGUUUUACAUAUACUUUUCUCUUGUUCUAUCAUCUUAAUUCUAUACAUUUUCCUUUCUCCGUUUCGCUUUAUUCUUGACUCACUUUUUCCUUUUUUUCUGUUACCAUUACCACCUUAUCUAUCAUAAAUAGUAUCACCAUUUAUAAUCGAUUAUUAUUCUUUAAAUUUAAUAAUCUUGUCCUUACCUGCAUUCCGUUGAUUUGGUUCCAACUAAGCAGAUUGAAUGGUAAAAAAGGCCAGAUUAGAGAUUGAUGAGAGGCUUUUACUAGGUUUGGUCGAAGAAGCUGAUCAAAUAGAGCAUCUUCAUCACCGCCACUCUCAUAAUCAAACACAGCUUCAAAAUAAUCAUCAUCAUCAUCUUGACGAAGAAGAAGAUAUUGAGGAAAGAAGGCAAAGUAGAAGUAUGAGUAGUAUGACCGGCACCAGUAACUCAAGUCCUCCUAACUCAUCGGGAUCAUCACCGUCUCCGGUGGCCUGCGGGCUUACCGUAAACGGAUCCAACUCAACAGGGAACAACCACCUUUCAGUAUCUCCUCCAUCAUCAUGUGUUACCCCGAGCACCAAUCACCGUGAACCGGACCCCAAUACCAUUAAGAUGUUUGUUGGACAGAUUCCAAGGGAUUGGUCUGAGGCUGAAUGCCGAGCUCUUUUUGAAGAAUUUGGUGAAAUUUAUUCCUUAAAUGUACUCAAAGAUAAAUCCUCUGGACUCAGUCGGGGCUGUUGUUUUGUUACUUUUUUUUCGAGAAAGUCAGCUCUUGACGCUCAAAAUGCUCUCCAUAAUAUUAAAACAUUGCCUGGAAUGCAUCAUCCCAUCCAAAUGAAACCAGCUGAUAGUGAGAACCGUAAUGAAAGAAAACUUUUCAUCGGUAUGUUAUCAAAAAAGUAUUCAGAAACUGAGGUCAAACUCAUGUUUGCUCCUUAUGGAAUCAUUGAAGAGUGCACAGUUCUUAGAGAUGCUAAUGGGCUCAGUAAAGGCUGUGCUUUCGUAACUUUUACCUCACGACAAUGUGCAGUUAAUGCUAUUAGAGCAAUGAAUCACAGUCAAACAAUGGAAGGCUGUUCUUCGUCUUUGGUUGUUAAAUUCGCAGAUACCCAAAAAGAUAAAGAUGCCCGAAAACAGCAACAAAUUUUAAUGCAACAUCUAGCAGCAGCAGCGGUUGUCCAUCAACACCAAGCAACUACACCAGCACCAGUUGCUCUUACCACAACCGCAACUAACCCUUAUUUAGCUUUAGCUGCAGCUGCAGUCUCAGCUCAACAGCACCAAGCUCAACAACAACACAUUGCUGCAGCAACUUUAGCAAUGCAACAACACAGGCAAUUGGCAGCUUCUAUUUCUCAAGGAAAUGAUCAAUUAGCAUUGGCAGCUGCUGCAAAUCUAACUCAAAAUCCUGUUAUGCUUGCAACCCUUUGUCCUGGUGCCAGCACCAAUGGUACCCAUACAGUGACAUCAGUCCAUAGUUAUCCAACAGCCACUCCUCAAGCUUCCAUAACCAAUGCCACGGCUGCGGCUGCUGUUGCUGCUUCUGGCCUUCUUCACGCACAUCGGACCAGCCUAUCUCUUGGUGGUAAACCCAUGGAAGGUCCAGAAGGAGCAAAUCUUUUUAUCUAUCAUCUGCCCGCUGAAUUCAGGGAUGAUGAUUUGGCUCAAAUUUUUGCUGCUUUUGGCCGUGUUUUGUCAAGCAAAGUAUUCAUCGAUAAACUUACACAUUUAUCGAAAUGUUUUGGUUUCGUCUCCUAUGAUAAUGUUAUCUCGGCACAAGCCGCCAUCCAGGCCAUGAAUGGUUUUCAGAUAGGAGCAAAAAGGCUUAAAGUCCAAUUGAAAAAGUGUAAAGACAAACCUUACUGACCACCUACGACCGAUUGCCGAUCUGAAUGAUGAAUCGCUUUUACUGUUUACUCCAAAUACUCCAUAGAGUUUUUUAAAUGAAAUGAUGGUUAAAACGAUUUACAAAUUACAAUGUAAAACAAGAGUAAAAGUGAUCAUACUUUUGAUUCCCUUUGCUUUGUUACCUAAAACAAAAUCAAAUCUUGACCUUUUCUACUUUUUAAGUAGACCUUUUAUUUGAUGAUAAAUACGUUCUUAAAGACCGUCGAUUAAAAAGUUGACAAGAUCAACCUGUUUGAUGACAGUUAUUCCAAUUCUGUUAAUGUAUUAUCACAGAUUGUCAACAGAUCUAUUGAAAAAUAAGUGACUAAAUCAACUGAUAGCUUAAUUUUAUUUUAUGGUUAAUAAAAAUCAUUGCUAUAAAUUUAA